AUGGCAAACUUAACUCUCCUUGCAUUUAUUAUUUUUCCAUUUGUCACCACCCAGCCCGUAACAACCUUUACGGAAUCAAAUGUGCCCAUAGAGCAAUCAAGCACUUCAGAUGGAAACGCCACAACUACCUCCACGACCUCGAGUGCUCCAUCUGACGACGACGGUAUCGAUUAUCCUGACGACUAUGGCGAAGAUUACAAAGAAGCCGCUGAGAAUGAUGAUACAGGUGUACAUAUGGCAAUUGUUAAGCCUAAGCAUCUGCAGAAGAGACGCGCAGCCGAAUGA
This is a messenger RNA of Rodentolepis nana, 285 nucleotides long. NCBI's taxonomy places the organism in Eukaryota, Metazoa, Platyhelminthes, Cestoda, Cyclophyllidea, Hymenolepididae. The record is from the annotation of a GenBank genome assembly.